Molecule: messenger RNA, 933 nt
Organism: Triticum turgidum subsp. durum (durum wheat)
Lineage: Eukaryota; Viridiplantae; Streptophyta; Magnoliopsida; Poales; Poaceae
Source: the annotation of a GenBank genome assembly
AUGGGUGUCAAGGGUGGUGGUGUCGUGUGGUGUCUCCUCGUCGCCGGGCUCCUUCUCCUGGCCGUGGCCUCCGCGGCGGAGCGGGACACGGAGGAGGAGAUCCGGUGGUGCAAGGAGGACUGCGAAUGGAAGGCGGGGGAGGACACCGGGAAGGCCAGGGAGUGCAAGGAGCACUGCGAGCGCCGCCGCCGCCACGGCCACGAGCCGCAGGACGAAGACGGCGGCAUCCCUGACCGCUGCAAGAGGGAGUGCGAGAGCCAUGAGGACAUGGAUAGCAAGCUGCGGUGCACGCUGGAAUGCUGGCGACAGCAAAAGCGGGAGGGCGAUGACGGCUUCGACGAGGGCCGCAACACCGACGGCAGGUGCGAGAGGAUGUGCCGGCACUACCACGACCGGCGGGAGAAGAAGCAGUGCAUGAAAGGCUGCAGAUAUGGGGAGUCCGACCUCCUCGGCUCCGACGACGACGGCCACGAACACGGAGACCGCUGUCAAACACAGUGUAAGCGCUUCCGGCCCGGGUCAUACGACAGGCAGCAGUGCGUCGAGAAGUGCCAGUGCCAGCAGAAGGAGGACGUGGAGGCGAUGAACCACCACGGUGGCGGCGGCCAUGGCCACGGAGACCGCUGCCAAACGCGGUGCAAGCGCUUCCCGCGCGGGUCGUACGACAGAUGGCAGUGCACUGAGAGGUGCCAGAGCCAUCAGCAGGACGACGAGGAGGUGAUGAACCACCACGGCGGCGGCGGCCACGGCCACGGCGGCAGCAGCUGCGAGCAGAAAUGCCAGCAGCGAUACCGCCACGAGUACGAGAAGGAGCAGUGCGUGCGAGACUGCAAAAGCGGCGGUGGCGGCGGCCCCGGCGGGCGUGGCCGCGAGGGCGACGAGCGCCGGCACGACACGGCGAUGGUGGUCGAAGCCAUCCUCGAGGAGGUGUAA